AUGGAUCCCGCUGCCCGACAUCCUGAGGAGAAGACGACGACCAUGACCAAGAAGCCGGUCGACGAGACGAGCCUCAGCGCGCAGCACGUGUCCCCCUCGGCGUCCGACGCGGGGGGGCGCGAGGACGGGAAGCCGCCCAUCGGCAUCGCGGCCUCUGACGAGCUGAGGGGGUCCGUCAGCGCCGAGCAGCCUGGACUGGUGAUGCCCGCGCUCACCGACACCGCCCAGAUCCCGAUGACCACGACGGCCGAGAUCUGGUCCUGGUACACGUACUAUAUCGGCGCCAACGGCCUCGCGCUCUUCAACUUUGGCCCGACGGCCUUCCAGAACCUACUCAGCCAGGCGGCCGGCGGCGACGACGGGCUGCUGCACUUCGCUGGCGCCGACCGCGACGUCAACAGCAUCGUGCUGCUCGCCAACGGCAUCUCGUUCGCGCUGCAGGCCGUGCUGUUCCUCGCCAUCGGCGCCUGGGCCGACUUUGGCGCCGCCGGCCGCCGCGGCGUGCUGCUCGUCUGGUCGCUCGUCGCCUACGCCGUCGGCUUCGCCUGGCUGGCCCUGACGCUGACCUACUGGACGGCCGCGUUCCCGUCGCUCGCGCGCAACACCCGCUGGAUCCGGGACUCGCGCGAGGCGCUCGCCACGGGGGAGAUCUCGCUGCCGGAGAUGGACCGCCGCGACGAGAUGGAGCGCAGCCGCCUGAGCAACGUCGCCUUCUACGUGCAGUCGGUCGCCGAGAUUGCCAUCCUCGCCGUCAUCGUCGGCAUCAUGUACGCGGUGCACGUGCGCCGCAGCGUCGAGGACAACAACUGGGGGCUCUCGGUGCUCAUCGCCUUCGCCACCGGCGUGUGGCUGCUGCUGUCGCUGCCGUGGUUCGUCGUCGAGAAGACGCGGCCGGGGAUGCGGAUCCCCGCGGGGCUCAACAUCGUCACCGUCGGCUUCUGGCAGCUGCGCGAGGCGGCCGUCCAGAUCUGGCAGCUGCGGCAGAGCCUCAUCUUCCUCGCCGGCUACUUUUUGCUCGGCGACUCCCUCAACACCACCGUGACCGUCAUCGCCACGCUGCAGAACCAGGUCAUCGCCUACGACACGCUCAAGCUGACGUACCUGCUCAUCGUCGGCAUCGCCGCGCAGGCGGUCGGCAUCGGCCUCUUCUGGCUGGUGCAGAAGCGCAUGCGGCUCGGCGCCAAGACCAUGUUCAACGCCGUCAUGGUGUCCAUCCUGCUGCUCGACGGCUGGGGCAUGGUGGGCAACUGGACGGGCCGGUUCGGCUUCAAGAACGAGUGGGAGAUUUGGCUGUACCAGGCCUUCUACGGGCUCGCCGUGUGCCCGUGGUACAGCUACUCGCAGAUCAUGAUCUCGUCGGUGACGCCGCGCGGCCACGAGUUCCUCUUCUUCUCCGUCUUCAACAUCAUCGGCAAGGCGUCGAGCUUCAUUGGGCCGCUCAUCAGCAGCCGCAUCAUCGACGCGACGCCGGGCGGCACCAACAACAGCGCACCCUUUUACUUCCUGUUCGGCCUGAGCCUGCUCAGCGCCGUGGGGCUGUGGGCGUUUCUGGACCUCGAGAAGAGUGCGCGCGAGCAGGAGGUGUUUUUGGCAAAGGAAAAGGCCAAGAUGGGAGAUGACGGAAGUGAUGUAACGACGGCGUGA
Molecule: messenger RNA, 1644 nt
Organism: Cordyceps fumosorosea ARSEF 2679
Lineage: Eukaryota; Fungi; Ascomycota; Sordariomycetes; Hypocreales; Cordycipitaceae
Product: Major facilitator superfamily domain, general substrate transporter
Exons: 2
Coding region: 1-1644 (547 amino acids)
Source: RefSeq, a predicted model, not a curated record